ACAAACCCUCUUUUACCCUCAUGACUCAUCACUCAUGACAUCCACACCCAUCUGUUUCACACACACUUCACUAACCCCACUUUAAUUCAAAAGCUCAUAUUUUUAUUCAUUUUUCCCCUUCUCAGCUCCCAACUCUCACCCCUUGUCCUUUCCCCUGCAUUUCUCUGUCAAAACCCUAGAUUUCAAAUCUGGGAUUCUGUUUUCUUGGUGUGUUCAGACAUGGUUCUGGGAACUGCCAGCUUGCAAGUCUCAGUUUCCUGUCUGGAUUCCAAGCUUCUGUUGUUCCCACAUUUUUUUUUAUAGACACAACAUUUCGCAGUGAGUUUUCUCAUGGGUUUUCAUUCGUGACACUGUUUUGAGUUCUGUUCAACUGGGUAGGGUUAUUUGAUCCUUUUGUAGAGUGGUUUUUUUAGAUUCAUAUAAGUGAACAAAACCCUUGCAAAACCCUUCUUCCAGCACACACUUUUCCAAGUCUUUGAGCUACUGUAUUUUAGAUCCCUAUUUUCUUUUUUGGGGGUAAAAUCCUUUUUUUUUUCAUUGUUUGUGCCUUUUCACUUUAGCAUCUUCACCUAUUUGUUGUGUUUAAGUAGCAAAAGGUUGUGUACUUAUAAGUAAAUGCAUGGAUGGGAGAGAAGCUAUGGCAUUCUCUGGAGGCUCAGCUCCAUAUUACAUGCAUAGAGGAGGAGGGGUUGGUUCUGAAACACAGAGUGGGUUCCAAGCAGCCCCUGGGUUCAGGCCUUUGCCAAACACUGGCAUCAAAGCUGAGUCAAAUGCAAGGGGUGGUUCUGUAGGGUCUGGUUCCACAUUUUCAGUGGAGCCUCCUCAGGCUCGUGUCAAUUUUAACCAUGGCAUUGGCAUUGGGGCACCUUCAAGUGAGCCUGUGAAGAAGAAAAGAGGGAGGCCCCGUAAAUAUGGGCCGGAUGGGCCGGUUUCUUUGAGACUGUCUCCAAUGUCUGCCCCUGCUAACUCCACCCAGGGUGAAAGUGCAGCCACCCCUUCUCAGAAAAAGGGUAGAGGGCGACCACCUGGAUCUGGAAGGAAGCAACAGCUGGCUGCUUUAGGUGAAUGGAUGAAUAGUUCAGCAGGGUUGGCCUUUUCGCCUCAUGUUGUCACUAUUGGAGUUGGGGAGGACAUUGUGGCAAAGUUAUUGUCGUUAUCACAGCAGAGGCCAAGGGCUCUGUGCAUAUUGUCAGGCACCGGGACAGUUUCCUCAGUCACUCUGCGACAGCCUGCUUCUACUAAUGCCAGUGUAACUUUUGAGGGACGAUUCCAAAUAUUAUGCUUGUCUGGUUCUUAUUUGGUUGCUGAAGAAGGUGGACCCUCCAAUAGAACUGGUGGCAUUAGUGUUUCACUUUCUAGCCCUGAUGGUCAUGUUAUUGGUGGUGGUGUCGCUGUGCUUAUUGCUGCAAGCCCAGUGCAGGUGGUAUUGUGCAGUUUUGUGUAUGGUAGCUCAAGGACCAAGUCUAAACAAGCGACCGCCACAAGAAAUGAAAGUUCUGAGCCGCCACAGCAGAAUGAUAAGUUAGCUUCUCCUGCCAGUGCUCCUGCUCCACCUGCUCAAAACUACCUCCCUCCUGCAACAAACAUUUGGCCUGGAUCACGAUCGACAGAGCUGAAAAGUGCGCACACUCAUACCGGCAUUGACUUGACUCGCGGGUGAGAGUUUAUUUGGAGGAGACAUUGCAGUUUUGUAUAUAAAUGUUGUUGUAAAUGAACUUGAGUUUGUGAGCAUUGUGACUCUGCCUGUUAUCCCCCAUUGUUGAGUGACAGGUUUGCACUAACACAUGCUGAAACAAUUGUGAAUUAUUUGGGCUUAUGUGACGAUUCUUGACAAUUGACAUGUCCCAAAAAUGUCUGUUGAAAUGAUCUUGACAAACUUUCAUUGGGAUGCAUAGUUGAAUUCAAUGAGUUCUGUGAUC
This is a messenger RNA of Cajanus cajan (pigeon pea), 1919 nucleotides long. The record is from RefSeq and is a predicted model, not a curated record. Lineage: Eukaryota; Viridiplantae; Streptophyta; Magnoliopsida; Fabales; Fabaceae.